AUGAUAUUCAGAAGAUUCCUCAGUUCGUCAACACGCCUGCUCAAUCAGUCAGCCGCGGCGUCGUCGUCGAAACGACUACCUCGAAUCACGCUCUACACCGGUGGUCCCGAAUGUAGCCUCUGCGAGAUCGCCAAGCAAGACCUCCAGAUCAUCCGGUAUACCCACCCAUUCGACCUGGAGACGAUCAACAUUCAUGAACCUCCCGAGUCUCUGGAUCCCGUCAAGGCGGAGAAGAUCAGGGACGACUACAAGUUUGAUAUCCCGAUUCUCCACCUAGACGAUCACUAUAUCCAGAAACACCGCGUGAACAGCACAGUCCUCAAACAGACCCUCGAGGCUUACGAUCCGACCGACCCGUCCCCCAGUUACGCCGAGAACAAGUUCAGACGAGAUCCCAGGCCCGUACCGGGGAUCGGAAAGAAGAGGAAGGGCAAGGGUAAGAGGUUGGAAAAGGCGAGAAAGGAGAUGAGGGAGGCCGAGGAGAAGGAGAAGAGGGAGCGGGAGGAGAGCGAGAAGGAGGGGGUACAAGGGGACGUGGUCGACGUCCACAGGGAAAAGGUGGAUCUCCGGGAUGUAGGACAGGCUGGGGCGGAUGUCAGUGGGAGAGGCUGA
Filobasidium floriforme is the source of this 612-nucleotide messenger RNA. RefSeq lists its product as uncharacterized. The transcript is spliced from 3 exons. Bases 1 to 612 code for a protein of 203 amino acids. NCBI's taxonomy places the organism in Eukaryota, Fungi, Basidiomycota, Tremellomycetes, Filobasidiales, Filobasidiaceae. The record is from RefSeq and is a predicted model, not a curated record.